AGGAUUCGAAAUGAAGACUGAAAGUGGCAAUUCGAAUCAAGCUAACUCCGGCAUGGAGCAACGUCUGAGAAGUCCAAAGUGCGCGAGAUGCAGGAACCACGGUGUGAUUUCUGGUCUGAAGGGUCACAAGAGGUCGUGCGCGUGGAAGGACUGUCGUUGUCCUUGCUGUUUGCUGGUGGUCGAAAGACAACGGGUAAUGGCAGCGCAAGUUGCGCUAAGGAGGCAACAGCAGGCUCAAGGGAAUUACUUCGCCGAAAACGUCUCGACAGUCUGUCAUCCCCCGAUAGACACGUCAGGUUCCCCGUAUCUGCUCAAAGCCGACCAGAGUCCUCACUGUCGAAGAACAAAGAAUUUUCAACGUCAUCAAUUGCACUUCACGCAAACCAGCAUCAGCGUGACACAGGGAUUCUAUGGGUUGAAGACGAUCCAUAGUUUACCUACGCCAUUUACCGCGGAUGCUCCAUUAUUGAAUGGCUUAUCGCAUAAUCAAGAAUAUCGCCAAGAAUCCGAAGAUUCGAAGAAAUUACAACCUUUCCCGGCUACGUAUUCCGCAAUUCCGUGGUUUGAACAUGUAACAGAACCUCGGAGAAUGAAAAAAAACUUUAACAAUUUCACUUCCGCUGUGACAGAUCUCAAUAAUAUUUCUGCAGCUAAAAAUGGACCUUGCUUGGAGAAAAAGUCCACGAUUUCAUUCAGCGUGGAAUCAAUCAUCGGAACGAAAUGAUGCGGACGACUGAUUUUUACUUAGCAUGAGAUUGCAUUUCAUUGUAAAUAGUACUCUCCUUUAUGGUUUGUUUACACUUAUUAACUUAUGGAAUAAAAAAAGAUUGAAUAGAAGAUAUACAAGAAGUAAUUUUUUAAGAAUUUAUAUAAAUUGCACUAGUCGAAUUAUCUUUUUAUAAAAUACAACCAAAAUACAUUUUACAUUAACAUCGCGAUAAACUUAUUAAACGAUAGUUAUUUUAAAUGUAUCAUUGAUUUUUAAAUAACAAAUAUAUUGUUAUAUUAUAUUCUAUAAUUUGUGUAAUAACUUAACAAAAUAAAUAUGAACACAUACUAAGGAACAUACCGUCUGAAUUCAUAUGAAUUUGCACUAUCUUAACCUCUAAUCCUAUAUAACAAUGUACCGAUUAAUAAUUUAGUAAUUCCAUUUCUUGUAAACUAUUGGUAAC
This is a messenger RNA of Hylaeus volcanicus, 1172 nucleotides long. RefSeq lists its product as uncharacterized. Gene Ontology annotation, biological process: sex differentiation; regulation of transcription by RNA polymerase II. The transcript has 2 exons. Gene Ontology annotation, molecular function: RNA polymerase II cis-regulatory region sequence-specific DNA binding; DNA-binding transcription factor activity, RNA polymerase II-specific. The record is from RefSeq and is a predicted model, not a curated record. NCBI's taxonomy places the organism in Eukaryota, Metazoa, Arthropoda, Insecta, Hymenoptera, Colletidae. Bases 11 to 724 code for a protein of 237 amino acids. Gene Ontology annotation, cellular component: nucleus.